AUGAAGUUUUCUUUUUCAGAUGUCAAUCAGAGCGGUACCAUUGAAAGGAAGGACUUCGAGUUGGCUAUUGAGAAAAUCUGCAGUCUUCGCGGCUGGAAACCUGGAGACCCAAAGAACACUGAAACUCACGAGAUUAUGAUCAAGAUUUGGGAAGGGCUGAGGAAGAGAGCUGAUUCUAACAAGGAUGGCCAGGUGUCAGUAGAGGAAUGGGUCUCUAUGUGGAACGAUUAUGCUCAGAACCCAUCUGCAGCUUUGCAAUGGCAGCAAUUAUAUGCCCAGUUCAUGUUUCAACUGGAGGACGCCAGUGCUGAUGGAACCAUAGAUUGUGAUGAGUUCACCACCGUUUGCUCUUCUUAUGGUAUUAACCCCCAGGAGUGUAAGGUGGCUUUCGGCAAGAUGGCUAAGGGCAAGGCAAGUGUCUCUUGGGAGGAGUUCCAGGAUUUGUGGAAGGAAUAUUUCUCUACAGAAGAUCCUAAUGCGUCAGGAAAUUUUAUAUUCGGCAGAACUAGUUUCUAA
Danaus chrysippus (African queen) is the source of this 516-nucleotide messenger RNA. The record is from the annotation of a GenBank genome assembly. NCBI's taxonomy places the organism in Eukaryota, Metazoa, Arthropoda, Insecta, Lepidoptera, Nymphalidae.